Molecule: messenger RNA, 750 nt
Organism: Westerdykella ornata
Lineage: Eukaryota; Fungi; Ascomycota; Dothideomycetes; Pleosporales; Sporormiaceae
Exons: 2
Coding region: 59-376 (105 amino acids)
Source: RefSeq, a predicted model, not a curated record
CCACAGCCCAAAACGCGGUGUUCUAGCAAUCUGUUCAACUAACGUCCACUCUCCAGUCAUGGCUUCCGAGAAUAAAUCAUUCGUCCAGUCAGCGACUGACACCGUCUUUACCUUCGUGGCUCUCUACUUCACAACCCUCUUUAGCAUGGACACGUGGGACGCCGCACGAAGCUCUCCCUUCCGCGCUCCGGGUUCGAAUACCUACUUCCGACCUGCACAUCCAGCUCCGCCGCCGGAUAGCUACCAGGGGCGCAUGUUCAACUCCGCCCGCAACCGAGGUGAUAGAAGGGGUGUGGGAAGGGUGCCGACAGCAAGGGACUCUAGGCCACCGAUACGGAUGGGAGGUACGGCAGGCUGUGGGGCUUGCGCUCUGUGAGCCCAAAGACGACUGAAUUACACAUAUGGUACAUACGAGAGAGGUUGGGAAGGCAGCGAAGACGUGUCUUGAAGGUGCAGCGGUGAGCGUGGAAAUGGGUAUCCGUUGAGGAAAUACCCUAGAUGGUGAAUCAUUAGUCGUUUAUACCCCCUGAGGCCGACCUGUAUACCCCAGUUGUACAACUGCUAUCAUACACAAACAAAAAUUUCCUCCACUCGGCUCAUGCCGUUAUCUCCGCAUCUUUGACGGGCUGAGCUUCUGCAGGCUGAUCUCCGGCAAGCUCGCUCCGCUGGGCCGCUCUCUUCUUCAGCACAUUCUCAAUGAACGCCUCCCCUGCUUUAUAACUUGACCGGACGAGUGGCCCUGACGCACAG